AUGGACACCGCACAGGACGUGGUGCCGCCUGCAGAGGCGAGCGGCAAACCGCAGGCAUUGGAAGACCACAUUGACGAGAAUAUGGUCAUCGACAACGAGGAGCUGGGCGACCACGAUGAAGAUGAGUUGAAUGAGGAGGACAUGAAGCAGCUGAAGGCACACCGUGGUGCAUGUCGUUUGAGGACUCGAGACGCCGGCCAGAAGCACCCCUAUGAUGCCGAUGACGGCGGCAACGACAACGACAAUGACGAUGAUGAGGAUGAUGAUGAAUACAUCGCUGAGGAUGACGACGGAGACAGCGAUUAUGUGGCGGAGGAAGAAGAAGAGGAGGAGGAUGACGAGCAGGACGACGACGAUGACAAUGAUGCUGGCCUUGUCGCCGUGCACGGCGAUGGGCCCGGCAGCAGGAAUAGCAGGAGGCGGGCACGGAAAGGUGGCCGCCGAGUGAAAGGCGGUGGUGCUCGCGUGCGCCGCCAGCACACAUCAACGUCCUCGGCUGGUGAUGUGCCGCCACUCAAACGAGCGAAGAGCAACAUCAACCGCCACCGCCGCGACAUCAAGGAGAUCCAACGGCAGAGCUCCGCCAUGAAGCAGGCGCAGGAACGCGAGCUGCUGCGGCAGCAGCGCAAGAUUGCCGCCUUUCGCACCCACGAACAGGAUCUCAAACAUAAACAACAAGGCAAGCAACAACAACAACAACAACAACAACAACAACAACAACAACAACAACAACAACAACAACAACAACAACAACAACAACAACAGCAACAGCAACAACAACAACAGCAGCAGCAGCAGCAGCAGCAGACAGAGAGCAACCGCAAGUGCGCGGACGGCACAAUCAAGCAGGAAGCUCAGCCCGAUGAAGCUGGGCACAAGCACCGACUGUCAUCCACAUCGUCACAGUCACAGAGCCGCCACCCCUCCCGGAGCGAGACGCCCGCGCCAAAGAUGCAACGACUGCCAUCGCAGACGACAGAGGAGCCGAAAGAGGAGGAGGUGGCUGUGAAGCAGGAGGAACAGGCAGCGAGCGUCGAGGAAGGCGCCGCAGACACGACAAUCGCAGCCAGCGCAGCUGUAUCUGAGGCAACGGCUGCAGCUGCUACCACUUCUUCUGCACCAGCUGCUGCACCAGCUGUGAAAACGGAACAGGGCGAGAGCACACCAACACACCCGUCCGAGGCACCCACGCCAGAGUUUCCAUCGCAGCCGCAGCAAGAAGAAGAGCAGCAGCAACAACAACAACAACAACAACAACAACAACAACAACAACAACAACAACAACAACAACAACAACAACAACAACAACAACAACAACACGAGGUGGACAUGAUGGACGACAUCUUCCAGCUUGAGCCGGCGCCACCCGACAUGGCAGCCGUCGCCACAACACAAGCAGAAGCAGAAACCUCUGGGGCGUAUGCGGUCGGGGGUUCACAGAGCGAUGCCUUUGAUAACAUGUUUGAUCUCCCACCCGUGGACGCUGGGCCCAUCACCCUUGAUGACGACGAUGACGAUGAUGAAGAUGAAGAGGACGAAGAGGACGAAGAGGAGAUCAUCGACAUUGAGGACGAUGAGGACCCGGAAGUGGAGCAGAUGGUGCAGUCGUUCUCCACCAACCCGCGCUUCCUCCAUCUCGACGACUCGGUGAAUGUUGUCGAGGACGAUCAGAUUGAGAUCAACGUGAACCGCACGGGGAGCGAGGGCCCCGUGUAUGUUGCGCAGGAGCUUGUCCCAUACCUCAAGCCGCACCAGAUUGGCGGCGUGCGCUUCAUGUGGGAGAAUGUUGUCGACAGCCUGGAGGACUUUGACACGAGCGAGGGCUUUGGUUGCAUCCUCGCCCACUGUAUGGGACUCGGCAAGACCCUGCAGGUUGUGACGUUUACGGAGCUCUUUCUCCGCGCCACGCCCGCAUCUUGCGUCAUGGUCGUCGUCCCCGUCAACACCGUCCAGAACUGGAGAAACGAAUACCUCAAGUGGCUCAAGUCUGCGAAUCUGCCCAACAUCUUUGUUGCGCGCGACGGACGAAACUUCCGGGAACGUCUCGAAACCAUCAAGAGCUGGAAGGAGGCGGGCGGGGUGCUGAUUGUCGGGUACGAAAUGCUGCGCCGCCUUGCGCGGGAGGAGGGCCGUGUCGCCAAAUCCCUCAAGUCCAUGACCGCCACCGCCUCCUCAGCAUCGUCGUCGUCGACACAAACGAUUCCCGAGGACGUGGAGGAGUUUUCUGAGAUCCAGCAGGCGCUGCUCAACCCGGGGCCGGACCUGGUCGUGUGCGACGAGGGGCACCGCAUCAAGAACGAGAAGGCUGCAAUCUCAAAAGUGCUGAAGAAGAUUCGAACAGCCCGCCGCGUCGUCCUCACGGGGUCCCCACUGCAGAACAACCUCGAGGAGUACUGGUGCAUGGUUGACUUUGUGCGACCAGACCACCUCGGCACCCUGGAGGAGUUUCGCAACAUGUUUGUCAAUCCCAUCAUGAACGGAAACUGCGUCGACUCGCGACAAGAGGACGUGAAGCUGAUGCGGUACCGAACGUACGUACUACACAAGAUGCUGUCGGGUUUCGUGCAGCGCCGCGAUGACCGCAUUCUCAACCGCUCGCUCCCGCGCAAGCUGGAAUACGUUCUCCCCGUCAAGAUGUCCGACACGCAGGAGGCCCUUUACAAACACAUGCUGCAGUAUGUGCUUGAGGAGGAGGGCCGCAAAGGGCGGCUGUUCCGCGCAUACUCGACGGCGGUGAUGAUCUGGAACCACCCGGAUGUGUUCUACCACAUGGCCAUGAAGCCGCUCGCCCCCGAGGAGGCGAAGCGACGCGACCUCCUCAAGCGCAUUGCCGAGCUCAAGAAGCAGCGCGUUGCCCUGUUUGCCCGCCAGGACGCCAUCAUGGCCGAGAUGAGGAAGGCAGCGCCGUACCAGCAGCGCCAGCAGCAGCAACAGGCGGGACACCAGGGCCAGGCUCAGCAGCAGCAACAGGCGGGACACCAGGGCCAGGCUCAGCAGCAGCAGCCCCCACAGCCACAGCAGUUGCAACCGCACCAGCAGCAACCGCACCCACAGCCACAGCAGCAGCCGCAGCAACAAGCAUCAACCUCUCAAGCACCCCCUCAACAACAACAACAACAACAACAACAACAACAACAACAACAACAACAACAACAACAACAACGACAACCGCCCGUGUCGCGCCUGCAAGCGGUGCCAUUAUCACCGCCCAUCUCCGCAGAGCGCCGGCACAAACUCGGCAUCGAAUUCCACGAGAUACAGGCGCAGCUGGCCGAUGUGGUGAAGGAGCUUGAGGAGGCGGAGAUGAGCGUUCCGCUGAAGAAGAGAAAGCGCGACGCUGCGGAUCACACGUGGGCACGCCCCUAUUUCGAGUCGACAGACUUCAAGCCGGGCAGCUUGCAUAAUGGCAGCAAGUUUGUCGUCCUCCUCACCAUGCUGCACCUGUGCGUGCAGCUGCGGGAGAAGGUGCUCGUGUUUUCGCAGAGCCUGUUUGCGCUUGACCUCGUUGAGUCGUUCCUUAAGCGCCUUGUUGUGCCGGGCACGCGCGAGGCGUGGCAGAAGAAGAAGCACUACUUUCGCCUGGACGGCAGCACGUCUGCGUCCGAGCGAGCAGACAUGAUUGAGGCGUUUAACGACCGCUCCAACCUGGACAUGCACGCGUUUCUCAUCUCCACGCGUGCGGGCUCGCUGGGCAUCUCGCUAACGGCGGCGUCGCGGGUUGUCAUCCUGGACACAUCGUGGAACCCUUCGCAUGACGCGCAGGCCGUGUGCCGCGUGUACCGAUACGGACAGGACAAGCCAUGCUUCAUCUACAGGCUCGUCGCAGCAGGGACGAUGGAGGAGACGAUCUACAACCGGCAGGUGACGAAGGUCGGGCUGGCAAACCGCGUGGUGGACACGGAGAACCCCGAGCGCCACUUCACCGAGGACCAGCUCAGGCAGCUCUUCACAUACAACGCGCCGGCUGCUGUGACGGAGGAGACGGCGCCGCGCGACAUCAGCGACGGGCGCGAUAUCAUCCUCAAGAAAAUCUGCGAGGGCGACUGCAAGAAGCACCUUGCAAAGGCUCCGUUCAUGCAUUCGUCGAUGCUUGAAGAGUGCACGGAGGACGACGAGCUCUCGAAGAACGAGCAGGAGGAUGCACUCAGACGAUAUGCGCGGGACAAGCUUGACCUGUCCAACACCGAGCAGCGCGCUGCCGGCGGUGUUGAGGAGCAGGCCGACUUUGGCCAACUCACGUUCAUGUCAGACUUCCACAGCACCGCAAACAUGUACGCCAACACCUUCAACUCGGCCGCUGCGCCCUACCAGCAACAGUACCCGUCCCCGUAUCACUACCAGCAGCGGCAGCAGCAGCAGCAGCCACAGGCCGGUGCAUACAUGGGCCAGCCGCACUACACGCCGUCUGCAUCGUCCUCUGCAUCCUCGUACUCGUCUGCACACACAUACGCGCCGUCAAUGGGUGGCAUGCAGCAACCGCCCAUGGCUCCACAGCAGCACCAGCUGCUGCAGCAGCAGCCAUCGUCGUUGUCUGCUGGUGUGCCGGGCAUGUCGUCUGCCCAGCACAGCGCUGCAAUGUCGUCAUCGUCCUCAGCAUCGGCAGCGGCGCCAUAUGCGUACUACCCACAAUACCAGCAGCAGCACCAGCAGUACCAGCAGUACCCGGGCCAACCUUACCAGCAGCCGUCCUCGUCAUCAUCCAACCCACCGCCGCCAGCAUCAACGGCAGCAGCGCCGCAAUACUCGCAACAAACACACCAACAAACACACCAGCAGCAGCAAGGUGGAUACGCACAGGCGGCGUACCCGGCCGCUCCCAGUCAUGCGCAAUACCAGCAGCACUACCAGCAGCAGCAGCCGGGAGGCACGGGGACGAAUGCCAUGACGGCGCCAGUGUCGCUGCCGACGGGUGCAGCGCCAGCGGCCACAACAGCGCCCUCCGCUUACUACCAGCAGCAACAACCGCAACAGUAUCAGCAACAGCCGCAACAAGCACAACAACCGCAGCCACAAGCGUAUCCCCAGCUGCAUCAGGCACAACAGCCACCACAGUAUCAGCAACCGCACACGCAGCAGCAGCAGCAGCAGCCGGGUGACGAUCCCAACGGACGCGCGGCAAGCCCGCUCUUUGGUGAUUUCACGGACGGCGACGCCGAUAUGGGGAUGGACAUUGAUGAUGCGGUUGAUGGCCAUGAUGAGGUGCCACCGCUGGGUGACGCGCAAGAGUAACACCACCGCCUGUUAUCGCAGCUACAAAAACAAGAGCAGCACCAGCUGCAUUAGUCGUCGCAUAAUCGAACACCAUGUUAUGUUUCUUUCUCUGCCUUGGCCCAUGUCAAAUCGCGACGUUUUGUUUGUUGUAUUUCUCCUGUUUUGCCCUUCAUAUGUGUGUCUCGUCUGUGUGUGUGUGUGUGUGUGUGUGUCUCGUCUGUGUGUGUGUGUGACACGGUUGUUGAUGUUUGAUGUAUUUUGGACUGUUCCAUGUUGACGUUUAUUUGGUUGUUGCUUAGGACAGACUCUUCUUCUUCUGCUUCGUUCGCCCUCCUUCUUGCGAACAUGGCUAUGCUGUAUGCUUGGGCUAUGCAUGUACCUGCCCACAGCAAGCAAGGAUUGCGUAGCUUCGCCCGUGCUAACUAAACCACGCCACCA
Molecule: messenger RNA, 5649 nt
Organism: Salpingoeca rosetta
Lineage: Eukaryota; Choanoflagellata; Craspedida; Salpingoecidae
Product: helicase DNA-binding protein
Exons: 16
Coding region: 1-5229 (1742 amino acids)
Cellular component (GO): nucleus
Molecular function (GO): ATP hydrolysis activity; ATP-dependent chromatin remodeler activity; ATP binding
Source: RefSeq, a predicted model, not a curated record